Messenger RNA from Spirodela intermedia, 2563 nucleotides. The record is from the annotation of a GenBank genome assembly. Lineage: Eukaryota; Viridiplantae; Streptophyta; Magnoliopsida; Alismatales; Araceae.
AUGGCUUCUCUCCUUCCUCUUCGGGUCCCCAAGCCCAGCUCACUGACGAGAGCCGCCGCCGCCGCCGCCUCAUCGCCGCCGUCGACGGCGGCGCUCCGACCACCGCCGCCAGAGGCGCUUGAGCAGCAGUUCGGCCGCAAGGGCAUAAAAUUCGCCGACCAUGGCGGCGUUCCCACGGUGGAGCUCACCGUCCGCAACGGGAGCUCCCUCACCCUGCAAGUGCCCGAUGGGCUGGUGACCUCCUACAGGCCCAAGGUCUACUGGAGGGACGACUCCUUCGAGGAGGUGCUCCACACGGUGGCGGCGCCGCCUGCCUCCGGUGGCGGCGGGCCGGCGAUUAAAGGAGGGGUCGGCCUCGUGCUCAAUGAUAUCUCCAAGGCUGACGGGUCCCCAUGGAGCGCCUCCUGCUGGACCGUGAAGGACGUCGAUUCCGACUCCAUUGAUGCCGUCCAGGUCUUCUUCCUCCUCCAGUUUUUCUUCCUGUUUCGGAUCUCAAUCCUUUUUCUGGAGAGCGCACCACCUAUUUGAGGAAUUGCAUCAACGGGCCUGCUUAUUGAGAAAUAACCAUCAACCCCAUGAAUCCGGCUGAUCAGAACGAGGAUUCUGCUUUUCUUUUUCUCUUCUGGGAUCUUCCUGGGUUCAUCGUCCUCCGAACUGAUUGGAGCUCUCUUCUCCGUGGGCAUUCUGAUCACAGGUCGAGCUGAGCUGCAAAGACAGCGCCAGCUCCCUGGAGAUCACCUACGUGGUCUCCCUGUAUCCGCUGAGCAUGGCGACGGCGGUGCUCGUGAAGAACAAGGGCUCGGAGCCCGUGAAGCUUACGAGCGCCAUGCUGAGCCACCUCAAGUCGAGGAGCCGGCGUGGCUCCGCCGUGCGUGGCCUCACCGGCUGCUCCUACGCCGCCCAUCCGCCGCCGGCCUCCGCCUUCGGCCUCAUCUCCCCCGCCGAGGCCGUGGAGCAGGAGGCCGGCGGCGGCGGCCUUGCGGAGCUUCUGGGCUCCGUUUUCAGCGGCGGCGGCGGCGAUGGGGCCGGCGGGAGAGGCUCCUGGAAGGUGGAGGACAACGUCUACACUGUCCUCAAGGGGAAACUCAGCCGGGUAUACGCGGCGCCGCCGGCGGAGAGAUUGAAGCGGAUCUACAGCACCCCUCCAUCAAAGUACGAGACCAUCGACCAGGUACGGCCACAAGUCUCUUAUCCUCUGCGAUUUAUGGCCCCUCUGAAUUAGUUUCCAAGCCCUCAAUGAUCUAGCAGUUAUGUGCAUUUUUAUUUUUAUUUUUACCAAGAAAGCAUCUUUUUACGUCAUAGAGCAUGCCCUUCUCCCGGUAUUUUUUCUUUUUAGUUUGACUCUGCCGGGGGUCUCGAAGUCAAACUAUUGUCUGCUCCGGGUUUGAACUGGGUCUCUUUUCUUUCACCCUGGGAGUGCCUUUUUGUUGCAGAUUGUGUGCCCUUUCCCGGGAAAAUCGUUUUAAUUUCACACGAUCACGGCAUCAAAGCUCAUUUUUUUUGGGAAAUUCUUGAUCGCUACUUUUUUUUAACCAAGAAAGUAUCCUUCUUUGUGGUGUAGCACGUGACCUCUUCUCAGUAAAUGCGCCCUAGACAUUUUCUUAACCAAGGAAGUAUCCCUCUUGGGCUCUAGCACCGAAUUAAAAGUCAAAACUCUUUGACUUAUUAGUGCUCUGACUCGAACUUUUGUUUUCUUAUUUUUCGCAGACAGUAAGUAUAUUUGCGGGUCUGAUCUCGGCGGGAUUUUCUUAACCAAGUAUUCCCUUGGGUUCUAGCACCGAAUCAAAAGUCAAACUCUUUGACUUAUUAGGGCUCUGACUCGAACUUUUUUCUUAUUUUUACCAGCAGUAGGUAUAUUUGCGGGUCUGAUCUCGGCGGGAUUUUCUUAACCAAGGAAGUAUCUCUCUUGGGUUCUAGCACCGAAUUAAAAGUCAAACUCUUUAACUUAUUAGGGCUCUGACUCGACCUUUUUUUUCUUUUAUUUCCCAGACAGUAAGUAUCUUUGUGUUCUAGACUGUACCCUAUUCUCAGUAAUCCAUUUAAUUCUACUCGAUGAUAGAGUCAAAGAGUCCUCGAGUUCUUGCCUCUUCUGGGAGGUGGGUCUCGACGUGGACUUUUUCUCACCAAGAAAGUAACCUCGUGAUCUUAAAUCAUGCCUUUUUAUCAGAAACCCAUUUCUAAUUCGGUUCGAUCGCCGAACCAAAAGUCAAAUCCUUCACUACCCUGGGUGGGUUUCGACGCUGACUUUUCUUACGAAGAAGCUAUCUUUUUUGUGUUCUAAGACCUGCCCUUUUUCUGGAACGCCUUCAUAUUUGAGCCCACAAACUGGAUCAAAACGCAAACUGCUGAUUUCCCCGGGCCUCUUCAGGGGAGCGGGCUCGGAUUCCGAGUGAUCAGAAUGGGCUACGAGGACAUCUACCUGGCCAGCCCCGGCGACUCCUCUCACAAGCACGGCGAGGACUACUUCAUCUGCACUGGCCCCGCCUCAAUGCUUGUGCCCGUGCUGGUCAACCCCGGCCAGGUCUGGAAAGGAGCACAAGUCAUCGAGCACGACAACCUGUGA